Messenger RNA from Physella acuta, 3158 nucleotides. Its product is annotated as annulin. Lineage: Eukaryota; Metazoa; Mollusca; Gastropoda; Physidae. Gene Ontology annotation, molecular function: protein-glutamine gamma-glutamyltransferase activity. The record is from RefSeq and is a predicted model, not a curated record. Gene Ontology annotation, biological process: peptide cross-linking.
CUUAGGCAGGACACCCGUCUAUCAUAGGCAGGACACCCGUCUAUCGCGGGUAUUGUGUGUUUUAAAGGCUGACAGAUUUUAUUGUGUUCUUCACAUGGAGACUAUUAAUAGCAGGGUAUGUCAAGUUAACUUAGACAGAUGCAAGGGUUUUUGUCUACAUCACACGCUGUUAUUUUAAUGAUUGCAAGAAAUUGCUGGCGAUAAAGUGAAUUAGUUGAAUUGUUGCACUCAUCAAACAAGGGAAGUAAACGAUUAAAUACUUCACUUUGGGUCCGGUACAAGGGAAGUAACAAAUUAUAUGAACAGGAACAGCGGCAGAUAAUCUGCCACAAUGGGCUGCGCAUCGAGUGUCAUCCCAUGUAAAGGCUGUAAAGGACGAGUCCAACCGGAGGGGUCAAAGGAUCAAGUUCACGGUGUAGGUCGGCGGGUUCAGCCCAAUUACAGGCGGGAUCUGCCAUCAAAUAUCAUAUUAGAUCCGGACAUCAAAACUGUACAAGCUGUUGUGGAGGUUGAUCUAAAAAUUCCAUUGAACGCUAAAGCCCACCACACUCAGGCAUACGAUGUCUGCAAGCACAAAAUCACCCCGAAACUGGUGGUCAGACGAGGUCAGGAGUUCAUGAUUGACAUUCAGCUAUCACGUGAUUAUGACGAGAAUAGCGACAUCUUACGUUUUGUGUUUGAAGCGGGUGAGAAGCCUCUGGAAAGUAAAGGAACACACGUCGAGUUUCUUUUAUCAUCAGACGACAAAUCCAGUAAAUGGGAAGCUACUCUUGUUUCAAAACAGGAAAAGUCCAUCACUGUAAAUGUGACCACACCGCCAUCUUGCCUUGUGGGUAAGUGGAGGCUACAUCUUGACGUCAUUAAAAGUGAAGAGCAUAAAGUCAACAUUUACAGAUACCAGUACAAACAACCCAUCUACGUCAUAUUUAAUCCAUGGUGCAAAGACGACCUAGUCUAUAUGAAUGACCAAAAUCUGUUGAAAGAAUAUAUACUGAAUGAGAAUGGACAGAUUUAUUCUGGCAAUAAAACUACAAUAACAUCAAAACCAUGGAACUUUGCUCAGUUUGAAUCCUGUGUCCUGGAUGUGGCCAUGUAUCUACUCGACAAGUCUGGUCUCAACUGGGCGGUCAGGGGAAACCCCAUCCCUGUGGUCAGGAAACUCUCAGCUUUGAUAAAUUCUUCUGAUGAUGACGGUGUAUUGAUGGGCAACUGGUCAGGCGACUACACAGGGGGUAGAUCACCUCUCUCAUGGACAGGGUCGGCUGCUAUACUAGAGGAGUAUUGGAAAACUAAAGAGUCUGUUAAAUAUGGACAAUGUUGGGUCUUCUCUGGCCUGGCUACAACAAUCUGCAGAACUCUGGGUAUCCCUGCUAGAAGUGUGACCAACUUCGCGUCUGCUCAUGACACUGACGGCUCAAUUACAAUAGACGUCCACUUUAAUGCUGACGGCACCAGUGACAAGGCAGCUGAUGAUGACUCUAUCUGGAACUUCCAUGUGUGGAAUGAAGCCUGGAUGGCAAGACCUGAUCUGCCUUCUGGAUAUGGGGGGUGGCAGGCUUUUGAUGCCACACCACAGGAGGCUUCUGAUGAUGUGUACUGCUGUGGUCCCACCUCUGUUGCCGCCAUCAAGCAAGGGGAGGUAAACCUGCCAUAUGACGGGCCUUUUGUUUUUGCUGAAGUCAAUGCAGACCGCAUGUACUGGGCCCCCAACAGCUUGGGCAAGCUGGAGUGUGUCUACCUCGACAAGAAAGCGAUUGGCAAAAACAUCAGCACUAAAGCUCCUAAUUCAGAUGAAAGAGAGGAUAUCACAUUAGAAUAUAAACAAGAGGAGGGUUCAGCUGCAGAGAGAGCCGCAGUUCUACGAGCCAAUCAAGUUGGCUCCAACAGGAAGGAUAUCUACGUGCAGAAAGCCAAUGACAUAGAUUUCAAUGUGGAACAGGACCAGGAGAACACACAUAUUGGGGGAAAGUUUGAGCUGAGUUUGAAGAUGAAAAACCGGGGAUCUGAACCCCGGACAGUGAGUGGGCGGAUAGAAAUCAGGUCAAUGUACUACACAGGGGUGGUGGCUGAUCUGGUCAAGUCUGACCCCUUUGAUGGUGUGGAGAUCAAACCAGGAGAAGAGUUGAAGCACACUGUAAUAGCCACACAAGAAGACUACUCUAGAAAACUCAAGGACUGCGCCAUGUUAGAUGUCACAAUCUGGGCAGUUGUUAAAGAAACUGACCAGCACUUCACCAAAAAAGACGACUACAGACUCCGCAAGCCACAUUUAGUUAUAAAAGCUCCAGAGGAUGCUGUGGUCAACAAAGAGCUCAAGGUUGAAGUCUCAUUUGUGAACCCACUUAACAGCGCGCUGACCAAAUGUUUCCUCGCUGUUGAUGGUGUGGGGCAGUCACUCAAGAUAUCCCAGGGCAAUGUGUCAGCCAACAGCACAUAUACAGGAAGUAUUUCCAUCACACCAACCAAAGUGGGUAAAGCUGAUCUUAUCAUCAUCUUCAACUCUCUUGAGCUGGACGACAUCAAUGGUACACAUCACAUGACCCUCAAGAAAGCUUAAAAUAGAUCGGCCUUUUCUUUUAUUGACACCUUUGACUGUGAGUUUUAGCAGACCAACUUUAAAAAGUCUGAGCUGGCUUAAGCCUUGUAUUUUCAACCCAACUAUUAUUGGGCAGUGAAUAUGUACAAAUUAAACAGAAAAUAAACAAAAAUGUUUAAAUACAAUGUUAAUGUGAGAUAAAAUGUAUUAUUGUGUGUUGUUUUUAUGCACUGAUAAAAAUGUUAUAGCAUAAAAAAAUAAUUUCAAAACUGACAAGACUUAUUAGGUUUUGUGAAAUUCUUAAAGCCAACCAUUUUUCACAACAAACCCUCCUUCCAUUUCUUGACUCCCUACCUCUGCCCAAUUUUGGAGCCUGCACUUUACAUACUAAGUCAAAUUUUGGAGCCUGCACUUUACAUACUAAGUCAAAUUUUAGAGCCUGCACUUUACAUACUAAGUCAAAAUGAUUGAUUGUGUAGUUGUAAUGAGAGGAAACGAAAUAAAAUGAUAGAUUAAAUAAGUUCAAUAAAAGAACGAACCAUAACAAAUUAAGCUUCUGUAUACUGCAGUAAAUGCUCUUCUACCAGCAAGUAGCUACCAUUGAAUGCGUAUCAGUGGCGUA